Macrobrachium nipponense is the source of this 943-nucleotide messenger RNA. Its product is annotated as PXMP2/4 family protein 4-like. Gene Ontology annotation, cellular component: membrane; cytoplasm; mitochondrion. The transcript has 5 exons. The record is from RefSeq and is a predicted model, not a curated record. Gene Ontology annotation, biological process: cellular response to reactive oxygen species. Bases 169 to 798 code for a protein of 209 amino acids. Lineage: Eukaryota; Metazoa; Arthropoda; Malacostraca; Decapoda; Palaemonidae.
UAUUAAAAAUGUUGGAUACCCAAGUCUAUGGGGGGAUUUUGAUAGAGGCGUCUUCGAGAGAAAGGCAAGAUGCCGUGGUGCUCACUGGGAGUUUUUUUUAUGAUAUAGUGCUUUAAGUGUUCCGGCUGCUUGGGAUUUUAUGGAUUGGUGCUUUAGCAUUGUUGGAGCAUGGCAGCCUUACUGCAAAGGCUAAAAAGAGUGACUGAAAAAUAUCCAGUGUUACGUGGAAUGAUCACUUAUUCCGUGUUAUGGCCGACUUCAAAUGUAGUUCAGCAGUCAUUGGACAAAACAAGAGAUAAUUAUGAUCCUGUUGAGUCGUUGCGUUAUCUUAUUCUUGGAACUUUUGGUACAGCACCAACUGUCUAUGUGUGGGUGAAGAUCGCUGGAAAACUUGUCAAAGGACAGUUGUUCAAGCAUGCUGUGUUGAAAGCAGGACUAGAGCAAAUCUUGUUUGCUCCGGUCGGCAUAUCACAGUUUUACUUCGGUAUAACUUUAUUGGAAGGGAGACCAUGGUCAGAAUGUGUCCAGGAGUGGAAGGAGAAAUUUAUACCCACAUGGAGGGUCGGCAUGUGUGUUUGGCCAGUUAUCCAAACAGUCAAUUUUGCUUAUGUAGCUGAGAAGAACAGAGUUGUUGUGGUUUCUAUCGCUUCAUUUAUGUGGACAAUAUUCUUGUCAUACAUGCAUCAUCUUGAUCAAGAGACACUGCCUGCUUUUCUUCGUAAAUUAAAAGAAGUCAAGUCCACUAAAGAAGCAGAGAUGCAAGACAGCAUAGAUUGUGAAGUGAAGGACCAUAGAUAAGUACUACUGGGAAUCUUAUGGUAAUGCACUUUUCUAUUUAAAUGUUCAACAGUCAGAGGAAGUGCCACUGAGUCUUAUUUUUUUAUACUGAGUUUACUUCUCACCCUCAAAGUAUGUUUUGUUCAUGCCACUUACCUGACAGAUA